UAGGAAUUUCCGGUUACGUCAGAGCGUCAGGACUCCAUUAGAGCUGCAGCUGUUUUGAGAGAAACAACAACAAAACGGGCUAACUCAUAGAUCCUCUACAGUGACAGUACGCUGUAAGCCUGACAACGAGGCCUCAAACCUGGAAACUUAACCUUCAUUUCCCACCCGGAGCUCCGCCGGCUUCUAACCACGGCCGCUCUCGGUGAGGAAACUCUGGCCUCCGCUUCCUCCUCCUCCGACUCGGACACCGGCGGAGCGUCGCCGCCCCCGCGGAAGAAGCACCGAGCCUCGGCGGCGGAGGGAGCAGGAGAGCCCGGGGCUUCAGCAGUUGUGACAGGCCUGUCCGGAGUUGUCCUAGGACGCAGUGCACACUCUCAAGCCACCUCUGCCAUCCACUUUAACCGAAGUGCUGUCAACAACCUCAGCAGCAGUAUGCAGGCAAACGGGGCCGGACAGGGACAAGAAUCCUCGGAGCUCUCCUGCUUAAACAGCGCACAAAACGGGGAGUCAUCCUCGGUCGGUGGAACUCACUCAAAUGGGCUUCUCUCCAGCACAGAUAAUGGUAAUAACGUCGGUACCAGUAACGGCUCUUCAGUAGGGUCCUGUACGGGGACUUCGGCUGCCUCUACGGCCUCGAGCUCGGAGGUUGGCUCGCUGAAAAAGAAGAAACGGCUAUCGCAGGCGGAGGAAGAUGUCAUACGAUUAAUAGGGCAACAUCUCCACGGACUAGGACUGAAUCAGACGGUGGACCUGCUGAUGCAGGAAUCAGGCUGCAGACUGGAACACCCCUCAGCUACAAAGUUCCGCAACCAUGUCAUGGAGGGGGAGUGGGACAAGGCUGAGAAUGAUCUCAAUGAGCUGAGAGCAUUGAUGCAUUCUCCCAAUGCUAUUGUGCGUAUGAAGUUCCUGCUGCUGCAGCAAAAGUACCUUGAGUACCUGGAGGACGGAAAAGUCUUGGAAGCUUUGCAGGUCCUCCGGGGAGAGCUGACGCCACUCAAGUACAACACAGAUCGCAUCCACGUACUCAGCGGGUACCUAAUGUGUAGCCAUGCUGAGGAUCUUAGGGCCAAGGCAGAGUGGGAGGGCAAGGGCACUGCUUCACGCUGCCGGCUGCUGGAUAAACUACAAACCUACCUGCCUCCUUCUGUGAUGCUGCCCCCUCGUCGACUGCACACUCUUCUCCGGCAAGCAGUGGAGCUGCAGAGGGACCGAUGUCUUUAUCACAACACCAAGCUGGACAAUAACCUGGACUCAGUCUCUCUUCUCCUUGAUCACGUCUGCAGCAGGAAGCAGUUCCCAUGUUACACUCAACAGAUUCUCACUGAGCAUUGUAAUGAGGUGUGGUUCUGCAAAUUUUCAAAUGAUGGCACCAAGCUGGCCACUGGCUCCAAAGACACUACUGUCAUAAUUUGGCAAGUGGACCCGGAGAGCCACCAGCUGAAGCUACUGCGAACCCUGGAGGGUCAUGCAUAUGGAGUUUCAUACCUAGCAUGGAGUCCCGAUGACACCUACCUGAUCGCCUGUGGACCAGAUGACUGCUCUGAGCUCUGGCUCUGGAAUGUUCAGACGGGGGAGCUGCGGACCAAAAUGUCCCAGUCCCAUGAAGACAGUCUGACCAGUGUGGCCUGGAACCCUGACGGUAAACGCUUUGUCACUGGAGGACAAAGGGGACAAUUUUAUCAGUGUGACCUGGAUGGCAACUUGUUAGACUCCUGGGAGGGCGUGAGAGUGCAGUGCCUGUGGUGCCUGAAUGAUGGCAGGACAGUGCUGGCCUCAGACACCCACCAGCGUAUCCGGGGGUACAACUUUGAGGACCUUACGGACAGAAACAUAGUUCAGGAGGACCACCCUAUCAUGUCUUUUACAGUUUCAAAGAAUGGAAGAUUAGCUUUGUUAAAUGUAGCAACUCAGGGAGUGCACCUGUGGGACCUUCAGGACCGGGUGCUGGUAAGGAAGUACCAAGGUGUUACCCAAGGCUUCUACACAAUCCACUCCUGCUUUGGAGGACACAACGAAGACUUCAUUGCCAGUGGUAGUGAAGACCACAAAGUAUACAUCUGGCAUCGGCGUGGUGAACUUCCUAUUGCUGAGCUCACAGGCCACACACGCACCGUUAACUGUGUGAGCUGGAACCCAGCCAUCCCAAGCCUCAUGGCUUCUGCCUCAGAUGAUGGCACAGUACGCAUCUGGGGUCCUGCACCCUUCCUCGAAUCACAAGAGGCAGACGGACUCAACGAAAACUCCAGUCACAUGGACAGUUGAUGGUCACUAAUGGAGCAGAAGAUAUGUGUCUAACAACAAACCAAGAAACCCACAGUAAAACAAAAUGUUCAUGGGCGAAGAAAACCCAGCAUCCACAUAUUGCAAGAGAAGAAUAACCAACAAAAAAGAGAAAACAGAAGAGAAAAUUGUGUCUCCUGACUGGCCUAGAAAAAAUAGCGGGUGUUGAAGACCAAAAACCGGUCUUCAUCCAAAAUCCGAUUCUGACCUAGAGGCCUGAUAAGCGAGUCAGCACCCAGCGGGAUACUCCACUGGAGAGCUGUAAUGGCUGUUCUCCUCUUCCAAGCAAACCCUUCUUCCUCCAUUUCUCUAACGUGGUCACCAGCCAUGCCAGGUCCUCACAAGUUUCCCAGGAAACCCACCUCCACCUGGAGCUUGGAGCACAUCGAGUCCCUGUGAUGCCUCCAGACAGACACGGCAGAUCAGCCGUCUACUCACUGGACUACAUCUGUGUGCCUGUCUGUCUUUCACAUUACAUGUAUAAUGUCUCCAUGGACUUGGGGUGGGGUCUUGCUGGGGGAGGAUGGUGCAUAGGGGGGAUAUAGCAAUUAUUCUGUAUGUAUGUUUUCCUCUCCCCUUCUUUCUUGCUAUAUUCUUAACGUUCAAUCUUUUGGACAAAGGCUGAAAAUCCCCCAUGAAAACAUUGACCGACCAGCUGACACAAAAAAGGCUAUGCUAAAUGUUGGAGUUUUUUAUGAUAGUCAUAGGGUUUAUUCUCAUUUAAGAGGUGAAUCUUAGCGAGUAGUGCCCUUGGAAAGCUUUAGCGUGAAGAUUCAACUUUUUGUUUCUCAACAUUAGGAAAAAUAAAACCUUUUUAUUCCUUAAUUUAACUGCUAAAGGACAGUUGCUCUUAUGUUUCCAGCUGACAGUCCACCACCCCCACCCGCCAUCCUUUGUCGAGCUAGCUACCGCACAACUCCAUUACAUCUGCCUAAGAGGAGGACAGAGGAUUUCACAGGUCACAUAUCAGCUGCAAGGGGGUCAUUCAUUGUCGAUAUGGUGGCGUUUCCACUAUCAAGACGUACACUUUGACCUUUCUGAAGAGACAUGCUUUCAGAUGUGAAAAGUGCAACUUUACAUGCACGUCAGUGACUGCUGUUCCUCCUCUGUGUGUGUGUGUUCCCGUGUGUGAGAGUGCGUGCGUGUGAGCGUGGGUGAGCGAGCGAGCGAGCGAUUAUGCAUGCACACAUUAGUAUGAGAGCUGACGUUACUGGGUGCAGAGUUAAUUGGCGCGUUUUUUUUUUUUUUGUUGUUUUUUUUUUUUUUUUUGGUAUGUGUGUUCAAUUCGCACCAGCAGACAAUUCUCGCCCCCUCUUCUAUUCUCCUAAUCCCACGGUAAAAUUGUAAAGAGGAUUUUAAAACCAAUUCUGCGUUAUCCAAAGCCCCAUAGGGACCUCUAUCUGUGGAACAAAGAAUACUUUAGAGCCAUUUUGUAAAAGAAAGUUGUUUUGUUUUUUUCUUUUAAUCUGGGGCUUUAAUUUUUACAUAUAGAAUUUUUCCCCCCCUCCUUACCACAUGGCAUUUAAACAACACUGAACUAGUGGCAUCUGCUUUCUGUUGGUGGGGUGGGGGAGGGAAAUUAAAAUUCACAAGCAAUUUGAGAGAGGCAUGUUUCUCAAGCUGUAAAGUGUUAUUAGCAAACAGUCAUUUCUUAUGAGAAGUUGAUGAUUGUAAUUAUUGGACGUGUAGUUAGGACAGCCCUAGAGAGGAGAGGCACCAAUAACCAGAUCCACGCUUCGAGCGCACAGUUUAGGGAGUGUCGUUGCAAUCCUGAAAACACACACGAACUGCCUUCCUGUCUAUACAGUUGCACAGAAACCUUCACUAUGUAUGGCACCCCUGCUGCACUUUGAGUAGUCUUUCUGCUCUCUUGCACAUAGAGCAAUGGCAUAAAUCCAUGAAGUUCCUAACCUUAUGGUUGCCACAUUUGCUAGUCAAAUGGCGUAAAACGUUACAUUGGUGAAGACUUAAAAUCUAAUAGGAGAUUGCUAAAGGAAUUGAGCCCUUACAUGCCUCUAUGCAUCCAAAAGCAGUGACUUAUCUUUUAGACUUUGAAAACUAUCCCUCACUUUCAAAAGGCGUAGCAGCCUCAUCUUGAGGGUAUUAAACCCCCCUUCCCCCCGCUCUCCAGCCAAGUUAUUCAGUGGUCAGUGCGCCAUUCAAAGCUUUCCUCCUCCCGUUUUAAGGGUAUGUAAUGACUAUUUGCUACAGACUGAUAGACAGUGAAAUGUUUCAGAACAGUGCUUUUCUGUCUGUUUUUAUUGAACUUUUUUGUUACUUAAUUUUUUUUUUUUUUUUGGUUCAUAUAUCAUUUUUUUGGUUGAUCUUUCUCUGUAUGAUAUUAAAGUAUAACCAGACAUUUGGAGUCCUCAUUUUUCUUUUUGUAAUCUUUAUAACCCCCUCCUAUGUUUUAAAUAUAUCUUUUGUUCAUUUGUAUUCAGUUGCAUUUUAUCUACCACUAUUAUCACAAAAAAAAAAAUAAUAAUAAAAAUAUGCACAGUAACACUCAUGCCACUAGGAGUGGGAAGAGUCUUAGGAAGUGUUACCAACAAUCAAAUCAGGUUUGAACUAUCCACCCCUCGCCUUUAAAGAGUUUCCUUCAUGUGAAAAUCUAUUUUAUCGCAUGUCUGUGUAACUGACCGAUUAUCUCUCUUGGUGUGCCAUUGUAGAUUGGCAGUUGCUACUUCUCUGACCCGUAUCAAAGCCAAAUUACUUGAGGCGCACAGUGGUGUUUUCUGUAGGUAUGUGUAUGUGUUGAUCUGAUAUGCGCACAUUGGAAACUUCUUUCUUGACUCCUAGACCACAGAAUGGACUCCUCUUCCACGCCCUGCAUCGUUUCAGAAGACUUGAGACAAACGAUACACACCAAGAACCCAAAUAAGAGUUUCAGUAAAGCCCAUCAUUCACCUGCUGGUGGCAAACGCUAUGUCUGUAUGCAACCUGGUGUCUACUCUGUUCUUUUGUCUGAGUUUACCAAGGGACUUGUUUCUGAUUUAACUAUGUCUUAUUUCUCAGAGGUAUGGCGUUGGUGGGUGGGGUAUACUAAGGGCUUACAGUAGCAUCUCUAAGUUCCUUGGGCUAGGGCGGGAAGGGGAAAUGUGUGGAUUUGCGUUCGAUGUGUUAUUUACAAAAGUGAUUGUACUGUUUUGUAUUGUUGUGUAGGGAAAGUGUUAUGUAUGCAUAUUUUCAA
Molecule: messenger RNA, 5470 nt
Organism: Archocentrus centrarchus (flier cichlid)
Lineage: Eukaryota; Metazoa; Chordata; Actinopteri; Cichliformes; Cichlidae
Gene: wdr26b
Product: WD repeat domain 26b
Exons: 14
Coding region: 433-2262 (609 amino acids)
Biological process (GO): proteasome-mediated ubiquitin-dependent protein catabolic process
Cellular component (GO): GID complex
Molecular function (GO): protein binding
Source: RefSeq, a predicted model, not a curated record